Messenger RNA from Saccostrea cuccullata (small rock oyster), 704 nucleotides. RefSeq names its product adiponectin-like. NCBI's taxonomy places the organism in Eukaryota, Metazoa, Mollusca, Bivalvia, Ostreida, Ostreidae. The transcript is spliced from 3 exons. The record is from RefSeq and is a predicted model, not a curated record. The coding region runs from base 61 to 570 and encodes 169 amino acids. Gene Ontology annotation, molecular function: protein binding.
UCAUUUUCUCUGUUGGAUGUACACAAUAACACAGCGAGUUUGGAUGCACAGAAGCAACAAAUGAAGAGUGAGAUCCAAGCACUGACAAAGUCACAGCAAAAUGAGAUCACCCAACUUAAUAAUACAAUUAACCAUUUUAAAAAUCGUGUUCAAUCCAAUGUAGCUUUUACAGCUGGAAUUUUAGGAGAGACAAACGGGCAACAUACAUAUGCAAGUGGAGAUAUUGUUAAAUUUCCAAAAUUCAUAUACCAGGUGGGAGGAGGAUACAACCCUACAACAGGAGUGUUUACUGCCCCAAAGACUGGACUCUACAUCAUAUUCUGUACUAAUGUGGCAGCACAUCAGCAAGUAUUUUAUACACAAAUAAUGAUUAAUGGAUCACCAAAGGCAGGAGUCUUGGCUUAUGUCCAUCCAACUUCUGCGUAUAUCCAUCAGUCAGCCUCAAACCUUGUUGUCCACCAGUUACAGGUUGGGGACAGAGUGUGGAUACAAGUAUAUGAUGGUGGUCAUCUGUACUCAAACAUUCCAGAUACAACAUUAUCUGUGGUAAUGAUCAAUGGAUCAGACUGAAACUAACAUGUCAUCGAUUAUUUCACUCUUAUAUGAAUCUGAACAACUUCCCACUUUCUCCAGAUAAAAAAAAUCUUACUCGAAUCAAUAAUUUUAGAAAACUAAUGAUAUAAGAAAAAUAAAGAUACAAUUAC